AUGCGAGCCUUCCUAAGGAGCUCAGAGGAGUGUUUUCAGCUGAAACCACACACCACGACCAUCGGCCGGCACCAAGGGUCUGACAUCGUCCUGCAGUCCGCAGGAGUAGCUGAGCAUCACGCAGCCCUCGAAUUCACUGCCUCGGACAACAGCUUCUGCCUUCAGGACCUCAACUCCCCUCACGGCACCUUCAUCAACGGCUGCCAGGUCCAAAACGCGGCCGUCAGAGUGAGUCCAGGCGAUGUCCUGCGCUUUGGCAAAGGGGGAGCAGCCUUCGAGCUGGUGGUGGAUGGGGCUGCCCAGGGCGAGAAGGAGGAAAUGGGUCACCUCUCUGGUUUGGAAACAGCAUCGAAGCAGAAAGAUGCAGCGAUAAGAGAUCUGCAGGAGGAGAUUGCAGUGAUGGCAAAGACCUUGGCUCAGGUGGCAGCGAGGAAUGAGGUGGAGCUGACCCAGAAGCUGCUCGCCUUUGACCAAGAGCUGGAAGCCAAAGCAGAGCUGAUCAGAGCCUUGAGGGAACAGAUCAGCAACCUGGAGAAGGGCUCAAGCCAGGUUUUCAGCCAUUCCCUCUAUGAAAGAGACCUGGAGAUUGGGAGGCUACGGAAAGAAAGCGAGAAGUUGAAGCGGGACCACGCUUUGGCUACAGGUCUAGUGACCAGCCUGCAGAGGGAGGUUGCCGGGAAGGAGCAGAAAAUCCAGCAACUCCAGCAAGAGGUUGAGAAAGUGCAGAAGGAGAACAGAUGCUCUAGAAUCCGAGCGGAAAUGAAGCAGGAACUUGGAAAGCAGGAAGUAGCGGCAUACCGGAAUCGCAUCAAGGAGCUGGAACACAACCUGGAGAGGCUGCAGGGGGAAAUCCAGAAGUAUUGCAGUGAGCAGGAGAGCAUCCGAAGCCAGCUGGCUGAGAAAGCCAAGGCUGAGGAGGAGCUGAGGGAAGCUGGAGCCAGACAAGCUCUGCAGCUGCAGGAGAUGGGGCGCAGGGAGCGCCUGCUGCGAGCCGACCUGGCGCGGGCCAAGCAGCAGCUGGAGUCCUUCAAGACCCAAGUGGUGCGAGUCUGCUCCCCAGCAGCAGCAGGCAGCGCAGGGAAAGCCUCCACAGAGCAGCAGGUGAUAGAGAAGGUCAGGCAGAUCUAUGAUGAGAGCCAAGAGAGUCAUGAGAGAGAGAAGUGUCUGCAGCAGGAAAUAAGCUCCAGGCUUGCAAAGGAAAAGGAAGUGUCUGCAAAUGCUGAGGUGUUCAGCAAGACCCUGCAGGAGCUCCAGGCUUGCCUGAGCAGCUCCUGCAGCAGCGCCAGCCUGCGCGGGGAGCUGGGGAAGCUGGAAGCAGCGCGCCUGGAUCCCUCCAUCUCCACCAUCGGGGUGGCAGCAGUGGAAGUGGCACGUGUGCUCCUGUGCUGGCUGGAGGGAGCAGAGCAGCUCCUGGCUGGCGCGGGGAUGGACCUGCACAAAGGGCUGUUGGCUGCUCUCGGGACAUUGGUGGAAACCAGUCAGGAAACUGCCCGGAGGAAUCGGACAUUACAGGCACAAUUAGAGGAGGCCCAGGAGUCACAGGCAGCUUUGCUGCAGGAGCACACGAAGGAGCUGGAAGCGAAACAUGAGCAAGAUCUGCAGCUAAAAAUCAAGCACAUUCUGCUGGAGAAGGACGAGGAGAGCAAAGAGCUCCUGGAGAGUGCUGUUGCCGAGGAGAAGAGCAAGUGCAGGCAAGCCCUGGAGGAGGAGCAGAAGAAGAUCCAAGACCUGCAGAGCCGCCUGAGGAGCAUGGCUGAGGCUAUAGAAAGGAAGUCAAAGGAGCAGGAGGUUGCUGACUGCAAGCUGCAAGAAGCUGUGCAGAAGCUGGAGGAAACCACAGUGCGAGAGAUGCUCUUACAGCAGCGAGUGCUGGCGCAAGACGAGCAGCUCAGGACCACUCAGGAGGAGAAUGAGUUACAGAGGCAGAAACUGCAGGAAGAAAUAGAGGGAUAUAAAGAGCAGAGCAAGCAGCACGCACUGACAGUUGUGGCUUUAGAGGAGAGGUUGCUGGAGGCCAAGGAGCAGCAGAAGACACUGGAGGAGGAACACACAGCACUUGUGGAUAAAAUGAAAGGAUUUCGGGGCGACACUUGCCAGGCACCCUCAGAGGCUUGGCUGGAGGCUUGUCCUGCUGCAGAGUCGCACGGCUGCCUGCGGAAGCUCAGGGAGGAGCUGGUCGUGGCACAGAACACGCUGCUGUCCAAGGAGGCUGCCAUCACUGUGCUAACCAAAGAGCUUGGGGAAACCAGAGCCAGGCUGACAGACGUGAGAGGGGAGCUGAGUGAGGAGCGGAAGGUGGAACUGGAGCAGAACCUGAGCCGGCUGAAACACCAAGAACAGGAACUGAACCUGCUGCGAGAGAAGCUAUUCGGGAUGUCCAGCCUGGUGGAGAAGAAAGAUCAAGCCCUGAAAGCAGCCACCGAGGAGUUAAGACAAGCCCAAGCCCAGUGCCAGGAGCUGAAGGAUGCCCACGAAAUGGCAGAGAAGCCAGAGGCUGCUCCUGGGACACCAGCACAGGCGGGAGAAGCUUCUGAGCAGAUCAGUGUGAGCGAGAACCGGCUGCUCUGCCUCUUCCAGGAGCCAGCGCUGGACUUGGCCGACCUCGGCGUGAGAUGCCGAGGCCUCAGACAUGAGGAGACGAUCCAGCGCCAGAGGGAAGGCUUGGCCGAUCUCCGGGAGAGGGUGAAGGUGCUGGAGAAGAGGCAGUCCUCAGCUGCCAUGGUGAAGGGUUCAGGGCCACUGGUGGUCCUGACAAGAGACUUAGCAGAGGAAAUAGUCCAGAGACCAGGUCAUGAGAAGGAACCUGCACCCAUGUCAGGACCAAAUCUGAAGGCCAGCAAGGUUCCUGGCUGCUUUGCUAAUGCGGGCUCACACGGGGCAGCGAGGUGGGAGAUGGGCGACACGACAGACUUUGGUGAGAAGAUGUACCUGGAUGCAAUCAGUGCCUUGGGAAGCCUGAUGAAGGUGAAGGAGCUGCUAAACCAGGCAUCCCUGAAGAGGUGCCAGGAGGAGGUGUCCAAGCUAGAAGAGGAAGCCUACAGGGAGGCAGAAGAGAAGGCGCUGCUGCAGGAGGCUCUGGAGAGGACACAGCUCCAGUUGAACCAGGAGAAGAGGCUGCAGCGAGCAGCCAAGCUGCACAAGGGAAGACCACGGGAGCAGCCUGGAACCAAGAAGCCUUUCUGCUCAGGCAAGCUGAAGGCCAAAGAGCACACAGCAGAAGCUGUCAAGAUGGGAAGUGCAUAG
Molecule: messenger RNA, 3243 nt
Organism: Nestor notabilis (Kea)
Lineage: Eukaryota; Metazoa; Chordata; Aves; Psittaciformes; Psittacidae
Gene: FHAD1
Product: forkhead-associated (FHA) phosphopeptide binding domain 1
Exons: 26
Coding region: 1-3243 (1080 amino acids)
Molecular function (GO): protein binding
Source: RefSeq, a predicted model, not a curated record